Purpureocillium takamizusanense is the source of this 1174-nucleotide messenger RNA. Its product is annotated as Protein-lysine N-methyltransferase efm5. Gene Ontology annotation, molecular function: protein-lysine N-methyltransferase activity. The transcript is spliced from 6 exons. The record is from RefSeq and is a predicted model, not a curated record. The coding region runs from base 126 to 842 and encodes 238 amino acids. NCBI's taxonomy places the organism in Eukaryota, Fungi, Ascomycota, Sordariomycetes, Hypocreales, Ophiocordycipitaceae.
UUUCAAUCUUUCUGCCACGCCGGAACGCCUACCCAAGGACAGCCACUAACUCGGCACUUUCCCUCCCGGCCUCGACCUCAUUGCCGACGAGUUCUUCCUGACAGAUACGGCAGGCACCCAGGACAAUGGCGGAACAUGAGGAUGAGCCCGUAACGCUCUCAGCCCAUGCGCUGGCGGCACUGGCGGAAUUUCAAGCCGAGAAGCAAGACCGCAAGGCCAAGUUCGAUAGGCUUCGCGCCGAGGCUGAAGAAGACGAUGUGCCAUUAUCCAUGGAUGCGUUCGCCGAAGACUGGAACGCAUCUCAAUUCUGGUACUCGGAUGAGACGGCGCGCAAAUUCGCGGAACAGCUGCUGGAGAAUGCCACCAGCGAGACCUCCAUCGGCGUCAUAUCGACCCCGAGUACCUUUGUGGCUCUGCGCAAUGCAUUGCGGACGAAGCCAAGGGCAGAGCGGCCACGGCUGGUGCUCCUGGAAUACGACGAGCGAUUUCGCGUGUUUCCAGAAUUUGUUGCAUACGAUUUCCAGAGUCCGCUUAGUCUGCCAGCCGAGCUGAAGGGAUCCCUGGAUCGUGUCAUUUGCGAUCCGCCCUUCCUAAGCGAGGACUGCCAGGCGAAAAUUGCUCUCACAAUCCGCUGGCUCCUAAAGGUCAACAGCAUGCCACCUGUUCGCGUCAUCAUCUGUACCGGUGAAAGAAUGGAGGGACUGGUGACCAAGCUCUACCAAUCCCUUGGCGUCCACACCACUUCCUUCGUGCCUGAACACCCUACUGGACUCAGCAACGAGUUUUACUGCUUUGCGAACUUCGAAUGUAACCUCUGGACGUGGCGUCAACGGGCGGGGUAAGGUAUUGUUACUCUGUGUGGAAAGGGAGUGCGCGUCCUGCAUCACCUUGACAUGGAUGGAGGCCUGGUUCCUUCAUCAAAGCUUCGGGGGAGUAACGUCCGGCUCCAGCAGGUUGGAAGUCGGGUUGAAGCGGGGCGUGUUGAGGCAGCGGCCAGGUCCAGUCUCACUCGAAACCCGGCGAAGUAGUUUCGAGCAAGACACCCUACACCUACUUUGAAGAUUGUAUCGCUAUCCAUCACCAGACUUUGGCGAACGUUCUUUGUGCUAUGCUAUGUAAUCUUCGGGCUCGUUCUCCUAUCGACACGCCAACAUGUUGUUAUCCAGAGUUUCCC